This is a messenger RNA of Sinocyclocheilus grahami, 2372 nucleotides long. RefSeq names its product zinc finger protein 488 (gene znf488). The record is from RefSeq and is a predicted model, not a curated record. Gene Ontology annotation, cellular component: nucleus. Gene Ontology annotation, biological process: oligodendrocyte development; regulation of DNA-templated transcription. Bases 142 to 1629 code for a protein of 495 amino acids. The transcript is spliced from 4 exons. NCBI's taxonomy places the organism in Eukaryota, Metazoa, Chordata, Actinopteri, Cypriniformes, Cyprinidae. Gene Ontology annotation, molecular function: protein binding.
ACGAGAGACAGUCAAGAGACUGUCAGGAUCAGGAGACGGUCGUGAUCGCGUGCUCUCUGUGGAUAAUUGCACAUCGCGUCUCCUUGGACUGUGCACCUGCUACGGAACAUCCUCAAACCAAACCUGCUAUACGAAUAAAACAUGGAGCAAAGUAUUAUUCCUCGCUCCUUGUGGACUAAUGACAGCAAAUUUCUCCACCACCAUGUCACGGGCUUCUUCACCAGUGUAGAAGUUACACAGGAUAUACCAGCUGGAACAUCAUUUGGACCUUGUGUUCUUCAUAAUACCUUUUAUGACACUAUAGCCUUCAUUGCAUUGAAGUCCUUUGACAAAUGGAAUAAAUCAUAUGUGUUUCGGGUAGAUCCUGAGGCGAUGAAAGGGUCUCCAUUAGUAGUUCCAUGGCUACGGUUAGUACAGGCUGCAAUGAGCGCAGAAGACCAGAAUACUGAGGCCUACUUGAAAGGAGGACAGCUGCACUUUCGGACUAUUCGAGAUGUGAAACAAGGGGAAGAACUGCUUGUUUGGUAUGACGAGGAGUUGUCACAUCUUUUGGGGUUUGAAGACAUAAAGACAAAAGCCCUGACAGAUGGCUACACAUGUACGAGAUGCGGCCAGGCCUUCAAGAAUGAAAAUCCUUUCCUUGCCCACUGCCGUUUUUUAUGUGCGCAGGACAAAGUAGAUAUUAUCCGACCAACCAACGAACAGAAACCAGAAGUCAAGCGACAACGCAAAAUCAUAGAUUUUCACAACAUUGCAAGAGAUCUAGAGCACAAAAUGAGCGGUUCUCCUGAAGACUCGGGCAUACCUAGAAAAAGAAAACAAGAGGGUUCCCUAAGUCCCCGGAACAAAAAAACGGUUUUAUUAGAGAAAACCAACAUCACUAAUCACAGCAACAUCGCCAACAUCCACAAAGACUGUCCACCUUUCCAGGAGUUGUCAGAAUCAGACAAAUUAUCAACAAAUGAGUCAAUGAUAAGUAAAAGCAGCGCAUUUACCGAGGUUCAGAAACCACCAGAGCAGUCAUCACGGGAUCUAAAGGUGUCUGAAGUAGGCCUGCAAUCCGACUGCAGCGCCUUCUCGUUCGUUGUACCCAAGAGCGCGCACUCGGAACAGAAGAGCGCGUUUUGUGAACCCAACAAACGCACCAUCACCGAAGUUCUGAAUUCUUCACCACCAGAUUCGGAUAAUAUCUCAGACUCUUUCAAAUCAAAACCUUCACUAGGAUACAGAAAUGUAUUGGCUUCGCACCUGUUUCACGCUGACUUGACAAGCGCUCAUGCAGGUGGAGUGAUCUCCGCUCCUCUGGCUUCAGGAGGAUCCUUUUAUUACGCGCCCGAGCAUUGGACCAGAUCUAUAGGAGGACAGCUGCAGUCCACAUCUUCUUUCACACUUCUACCCCCCACUUUCACACCAUUGGGUGUUUCAGUGCAGAACUGGUGCGCCAAAUGUAACCUCUCAUUCCGAAUGACCUCCGAUUUGGUGUUUCACAUGCGGUCCCAUCAUAAGAAAGAGUUCGCCGCAGAGGCUCAGGUGAGGAGGAGAAGAGAGGAGAAACUCACCUGUCCCAUCUGUCACGAGUACUUUCGAGAGCGGCACCACCUCUCACGUCACAUGACAUCACAUAAUUAAGAAGAAAAGCUCCAUCGCACUUUAACCAGGUAGCCUAUAUAAAAGUAGCCUAAUUAAGAUGCAUUGACCAUAAAUUAUGCAUUUAUACUGUGAUGGUCCCUUGUAGUUACCCAGCUGACAAAAAUAUGUUCUAAGACCGUUUUGCUAACGGCCCCAUUGAGUAAUGAAAAUGUUAUUUCUUAGUGUUCUCUAAAUAUAAGAAACGUUAAAUCUUUUAAAUAUUUGAAAAGCGUUAGUUAUACGAACCUUAAGGGAACGUUCCAUUUGAUCAUAUUGCAAACAUUUAAUGUUACUUUUGAUUGUUCUUUGAACAUUUUAAAACACGUAGUUAGACGAACGUCCAGCUAAAACAUUUCGAAAACACUCCAGGAAAAACGUCCAGCUAAUACAUUCCAGUUUUGAGAACUUUAAAGACCAGAUAACUUAGUAAACUCUCUAUUAACGUUACUGGAACUGUGGAAGAACGUUUAGAACCUUGCCAGAAUGUUUUGAGAACGUUGUCUGUAUAGGCAAUAACAAACUGAGAAAAAGUUGCCAGAAUGUUUCCGAGAACAUUUUCUGUUAACUGGGUUGGUUGCUAUUGGACAGGGGAAGUAUUUUUCUGUAGCAAUACAUUACAGACCGACUAAAAACUUGAACCUUUCAACCAUUUACCAUUCAUGUAGUCUUUGAAAUGGUGGUCUUUGGUAGUGCAAUUCAGGAUAGGCCUACAUCGCCACUAGGUGGCUAUAGACAUGAAUAUC